Messenger RNA from Guillardia theta CCMP2712, 1758 nucleotides. RefSeq lists its product as hypothetical. The record is from RefSeq and is a predicted model, not a curated record. Gene Ontology annotation, biological process: N-terminal peptidyl-methionine acetylation. Gene Ontology annotation, molecular function: protein-N-terminal amino-acid acetyltransferase activity; protein binding. The transcript has 26 exons. Gene Ontology annotation, cellular component: cytoplasm; NatB complex. The coding region runs from base 1 to 1758 and encodes 585 amino acids. Lineage: Eukaryota; Cryptophyceae; Pyrenomonadales; Geminigeraceae.
AUGAGCAACAUAUCCAGCAAGGUGCGACGAUCGUCACGUUGUGAUGCUCAGCACAUUGUCAGGGCGGUCUACGAAGCCCUCGAGAUGAGGAAGAACAAGCAGGCGUUGAAACUUCUCGGUCCUCUCCUGCAGAAGAAAGCUGGAAACCCACAGCUGCUCAUCUUGAAGGCCCUGGCCCUUGUGCGGGUAGGGAAGAAGGAGGAAGCUCUGCAGCUGGCACAUGAGCUGAAGGCGCAAAGACAAGUGGAAGGGGACGAGACUUUGCUGAACAAUCUUGCGAUAGUCUUCCGAGAAGCUGGAGCCGCUUCAGAAGCUACGGAAUGUUUCAAGAAGCAGGAGCCGAACAAUGAGGAGCUUGCCUUGUGCUUGUUCGCCGCAUAUGGGAGAGAAAGAGAUUUCUUGAAGCAGCAACAGCUCGCUCAGAAGUUGCAGAAACAGUUUGGCCGCGAGCAGUACGCGCUGUGGGCGAUCGUUGCUACCACACUACAAGUGAUGGAAGGAGCUCCUCCGAAACUGCUGUUCCUCACAGAGCGACAGAUGGCGAAGAGAGCAGAAGAGUCGAAGCUGAACACAUACGAGGAGAUGCGGCUCUACCUUGAGAUCCUCGAGCGACAGGGCAAGUUGGCUGAGGCCGUCCAGAUGCUUGAGAGCCCCAUCGGUGACAACUACACGUCCAAGAUUGAGAGAUUGCAGACUAAAGCUCGUCUUCUCUUCAACAACGGAAACUGGAAGGAGGCGCGGGCAGUGUACAUGGAGCUGAUGACCGUGGACGAAGGGCAGGUGAAGGGGAAGGAAGAAUGGUCACACGUGCGGGGGGUUCUUGAUUGUAUCAUGAAGGAAAAGAACUUUCCCGUUCCCUCCAACGCUCCUCAGGGAGGAAGUGUCGGUGGGAUGUCGAUCACUAUCGCUCCUGUUGAGAACCCGAAGGAGGAUUUCGAGUGGAUUAUGCAGGAGGGGGAGAAAAUGAUUGCAUUUCUCAUUGAGCAUCAAACUGGAGAGAUAAAGUCCCGAACUCCCCAUCUCGCCGCUGUGGAGCUCUACACCAGGCUGCUCGCCUUCUGCCCUGCGCACCUGAGUAUCCACAAAGACAUCCUGGGCAAGUCCAUCGAUGCAGUGUACAGUUAUGUGGAAAUGUUCUGCACGAAGGACAUGUGUGCGUAUGACCUGGUGGUUCCCCUGCAAAGGUUUCCUGUCGAUCAACAUCAGAUCAUUAUGGACAAGCUCAAGACUCUCGGUGGCUCAGGGCCGCACAAAGACGCCUCGGACGACCUUGAGAGCGUUUGUUUGCGAUUCGGAACGAUGACAAAGAUAUCAAGGAUGCUGGGUUUGCACACAUCGAUCGUGUCGGACGACUCCAAGUUCAGACAAGAGGUGCAGGAGCACUUGCAUGCUGCCCUCUCUUGCGUCAAGAGGCUGAAGAGAAAGCCCGGUUACCCUCGAGAUCGAACACCGUCGGACGACAACACGCUGGUUGCUGCAAGACUGCUCUUCGACAAGUUCUGCCAGACUAGAGAUGAGUGCUAUCUGGUGGACGCCAGCAUCGUCGCCCGGUGGGGGCUGCAUGUCUCUCCGACCAACUUUCAGUUCAAAUUACUUCUCCUCAAGCUGUACAGAACGCUCGGGGCCUUCGAAGCGAUGCAUGAAGUUUACACGGAGCUGGAUGUGAAGCACAUUCUGUGGGAUACGUUGACUUAUCUCAUCCUUCCUGCCUCCUUCCAAUGGUGUCACAUUAACAAGGUGAGGGAGAAAGGAGGCUAA